AUGCGGUUCGAGGAGAUCCUGGACGAAGUUGGUGGCUUCUCCAAGUUCCAGUUCCUCCUGCUGUUCAUCCUGUGCCUCCCCCGCGCCAUCCUGCCCCUCCACUUCCUCCUGCACAACUUCGUGUCUGCCACCCCUCCUCACCGCUGCGCCCUCAGGAUCCCGGAGGACAGGGCCGCCAACCCCGAGGUGCUGGCCCUCAGGAUCCCCCGUCAGGAUGACGGCUCCCUCAGCUCCUGCCGACUCUAUGACCCGCUGCUGACCUUUGACCUCAGCCCGGGAAACAGGACAGCACCUUGUCCUCAUGGCUGGAUAUACGACCGAUCACAGUUCAGCUCCACAACAGCUACCGAGUGGGAUCUGGUGUGUGACGACAAACAGCUGAAUCAAGCUCUUGCCACAUACUUCUUCCUCGGGGUCACGUUUGGAGCCAUCCUGUUCGGACAGCUCUCCGACAAGUUUGGUCGUAAGUCGAUGCUUCUCGUUGCUUUAAUUGCCGCCACCAUGCUUGGUUUCACCUCGGCCUUCUCCACCUCCUACGUCAUGUUCGCCAUCUGCAGAGCGCUCUGUGGCGUGGCCCUCAGUGGACUCUCCAUCAUCGGCGUGGUCCUCGGUAUCGAGUGGACGGACGUGAAGCACCGGACCUUCACUGGUACCGUCAUGAGUUUGUCAUGGAGCGUGGGGAACAUGUUCCUGGCCCUGAUGGCCUACUUCAUACGAGACUGGAGACACCUGAUGCUGGCGGUGACGGCGCCCUGCAUCGCCGCCAUCAUCUCCUGGUGGUGGCUGCCAGAGUCGGCCCGCUGGCUGCUGGCCAAUGGCAAAGUGGAGGAAGCUCAGAAGUAUCUGGUUCAGUGCGCCGAGAUGAACAGGAAGAACGAAUACACAUCCAAACUGGACACUGAGGCUCUGGGGAAGGUGACGGUGUCUGAGGUGGCCGAGAAGAAUCACUCCUACCUGGAUCUGGUCAAAACGCCUCAGCUGAGGAAGAUCACCCUCUGCUCCGGAUUGUUCUGGUUUGCUGUUGCCUUCCUGUACUAUGGAAUCAGCUUCAAGAUCUCAGGUUUCGGCGUCAGCAUCUACCUCACACAGUUCAUCUACGGGGCCAUCGAAGUUCCCGCCAAAAUCCUCACCUUCUUCGUCCUAGACUGGAUCGGCCGGAGAAACGGCCAGGCGUGGUUCCUGAUCACAACCGGAGCCCUGAUUGGAAUAAACACGGCCAUACCUUUAGACUACUCUGUGCUUCGAACGUGCAUCGCCGUGGUGGCGAAGGGUUUCUCUGAGGCGGCGUUCACCACUGCGUUCCUCUACUCAGCAGAACUCUACCCAACCAUCCUCAGGCAGUGCGGUCUGGGCUACACCUCCUGCCUCUGUCGGAUCGGGAGCUCCCUGGCUCCGAUGAUCAUGCUGUUGGAGGAUGUCUGGCUCUUUCUGCCGCCGCUGAUCUUCGCCGGGACAGGGAUAGUGAGCGGCAGCCUGGUCUUCCUGCUGCCGGAGACGCUCAACAUCCGUCUGCCCGAAAACAUUUUCGACAUCGAGGAGGGAAGACACAGGCAGAGUGACGCAGACGGAGACGCAAAUAUUGAGCUGAAGAAAAUGAACCAUGAAGACGAAGCAACAAUGUCACAGGACUGA
Seriola dumerili (greater amberjack) is the source of this 1632-nucleotide messenger RNA. RefSeq names its product solute carrier family 22 member 7 (gene slc22a7a). Gene Ontology annotation, biological process: transmembrane transport. The transcript is spliced from 10 exons. Gene Ontology annotation, molecular function: transmembrane transporter activity. Gene Ontology annotation, cellular component: membrane. The record is from RefSeq and is a predicted model, not a curated record. Lineage: Eukaryota; Metazoa; Chordata; Actinopteri; Carangiformes; Carangidae. Bases 1 to 1632 code for a protein of 543 amino acids.